UUUUUGUGUCUGUAUGUGUUGUGAUCGCGCUCGCUUUGAAAUGUGAGACCCUAACCACAUGCGCCACAGUAACCACCGCCGCUGUUGACCAAAUUAGAAAGUGCUUGUCAUGAAGUAAGCAACAAAAAGAAGAAAAAACGCGCCACAUAUCGCAGUAUGACUGAAUCGGAACCCGUUAGCUUGGAGUUCAUUGAGGAUCCCUAUUUGCCGGGCAUUGAUGACAUCACCACAACGCCAUCGCUUGACGAGCCACUAGCGUUGGAUCUAUGUCCCAGCGAGUUCGAUUGGUGCGAUGAAACAGACCAAUACCUGCGCAAUCUAACUCUCGACGAUAUAUUCUAUGAUGUGGACUCAGAUUAUGCCAACACGCUUGAGUUGCAAGUCGUCGAAACAGACUUUAUUGCAGCCAAGCUGGCAAAUCAGACGCCUUCCCCUUCGAUUUCAAAACGUUUUCGUUUAAAGUUCCUGGCAAAGCGCACAAUGCGCGAUAUUAAGGUCACGUUUAUAGAUUUCUCGAAACCCUAUCUGGCCAAAAUAUCAAAUAGUGAUAGCUAUAAGCGGUUCUUAAAAACUGGCCACGUCGAUAAAGAUAACACCGCCAACAUAUCGGAGCCGGCAUCUCCAGCAGCCUCUGUGGCAUCAGCAGAGAUUGCUGCCGAGUUUGCAGCACUUUCAGUAGAGGAAAAGGAGCAGCGGCGCGCCGAAUGGAGCCAGGAACUAGCUCGCGUGGAGGAGGAAAUAAAUACGCUGCGAACGGUUCUGGCCUCAAAGACACGUCAUGCAUCAGAUCUAAAGCGCAAAUUGGGCAUAACCGUCUGGAAGGAGUUAACAGAUGAUGUCAAUCAGGGCUUCAAGAAUGUUAAAGAGAGCACUGUUUUUCAAUCGGUGGAGCAAAGCGUGGGCACUUUAACUAAAGCCGUGCAUGAAGCACCCAUAUUCCAACGCACUGAAUCUGUGCUGAAGUCGACAGGUGAGAAGACCGCUUCGGUAUUUGGCAGUAUUACCAGCGGCAUUACGUCCAAAUUCUCACAAAUGAAAAACUCUGAAUCGAUGCGUUCGAUUGAAGAAAAGGUUGGCUCAGCCUAUGAGAAUGUUAAAGUAAGCUAUGAACACAACAAUUUUUUGUGCCAAUCUCAUGCGACAAAGGUGACAUCUCGAUCGGGUUCGGUUUCCAGUUUCCCAGACGCUCUGGAUGAAAACAACACAGACUUCGGACUGAAUUCACCCACAGACUCAGUUACUAAAUAAACUUAUGCACGAUAUGCGUCAAAUAAUCAAAUAAUAUUACACUAAUACACGACACUAAUACAUGCAUACAAUACACAAAUGCGUACAAGUAAUUAUUUAAUAUUUGUCGGUGCGCGCCUAACACCAAGAUCAGAAUUUUAUUACAAAUUAUGUGUGGUUUUUAUAUUAUCUGAAAAUUAACAACAAAUCUUUGUGCGUUUUGUUGGCAUUAAAAAUGAAUAUGAAUAUUUAUAAAUAUACGAAUAGCACUAUCUAAUAGCACUAUUUAAUGUGAACCCAUUGAUAAUUGAAGUGCAUAAAUUGUAUAAACAAUGUGGCAUUUCAGCAUUCUUUUUUACAGAAUUUAGUUCUAUGUUUUAUGUUAAAUCGUAAUAACAGAUAAAACAGCAAAGCGUUCUAAUGGUGUAAUCGCAUUCAAGGUAUAUUGUAUGUGCAUUAAGUGCUUGUCUUCAUUCCUAAGAUUUUCUUCAUCCAUGAACAUAAAAACGGAUUUAAAACCAUAA
Molecule: messenger RNA, 1751 nt
Organism: Scaptodrosophila lebanonensis
Lineage: Eukaryota; Metazoa; Arthropoda; Insecta; Diptera; Drosophilidae
Product: tumor protein D52
Exons: 6
Coding region: 157-1248 (363 amino acids)
Cellular component (GO): cytoplasm
Source: RefSeq, a predicted model, not a curated record